This is a messenger RNA of Microcebus murinus (gray mouse lemur), 1061 nucleotides long. NCBI's taxonomy places the organism in Eukaryota, Metazoa, Chordata, Mammalia, Primates, Cheirogaleidae. The record is from RefSeq and is a predicted model, not a curated record.
CCGCCGCGCGGCUGAACUAAGUGGAGAAAGGGAAGGAGCGCGCGGUAACUGAAGGAUACGUCAUCAGAGCGCCCCGGAAGCGGCCCGAAAAUGAAGAAUCCCCCAGGUGUGGUCUACCAUGCCUUUUCUCAGAAAGAGGCAAAGGAGGUCGGUGUUCAGCACUCGGGAGCCCAGCGGUGCGAGGCCUUCGUGAGGGCCUUCCUGAAGCGCUGCACGCCCCGCAUGAGCCAGCAGGCGCGCGAGGACCAGCUGCAGCGCAAGGCCGUCGUGCUCGAGUACUUCGCCCGCCCCAAGCGAAGGGACCGGAGAAAGAAAGCCAAGGGCCUCUCCGCCAGGCAGAGGAGGGAGCUGCGGCUCUUCGACAUCAAGCCGGAGCAGCAGAGGUACAGCCUUUUUCUGCCUCUGCACCAGCUCUGGAAACAGUACGUGCGGGACCUGUGCAACGGCCUCAAGCCAGAUACGCCUCCGCAGAUGAUCCAGGCCAAGCUGCUGAAGGCGGAUCUUCACGGCGCUGCGAUUUCAGUCACGAAAUCCAGGUGCCCCUCUUACGUGGGCGUCACAGGGAUCCUCCUGCAGGAAACAAAGCACGUUUUCAAAAUCAUCACCAAGGACGACUGCCUGAAAGUUAUCCCCAAGCUUAACUGCGUGUUCACCGUGGAAAUCGACGGCUUCGUUUCCUACAUCUACGGGAGCAAGUUCCAGCUCCGGUCCAGCGAACGGUCUGCCAAGAAGUUCAAAGCGAAGGGAACGAUCGACCUGUGACCUCUUUGCCACCUCGCUUUGUCGACCGCUGGAAACUGAAGAUGCACCCCCAAUUCCCACCUUCCAGCAGAGAGAGGGUUAAGCCAGCCUGGUCACAGGCAACGCCCAGCCGGUGAAGACCGGAGUGAAGGACACUGACUGCCAGGGAAAGACGCACAGUGUGCCGGGUGAGGGCGUCGGGGAGCAGAGGGGCCCGUGUUUCCGGGUGAUCUUGGCCGUGUGUCGCGGCAGAACCCACCAGGACUUGCAGACUGGUCGGCCUGAAUCGCAGGCUGUCGGUAUAUUUUUUUUUUUUUUUU